CUUUUGUCAAUAAAACAGAUGAAAAAUCGGUAACAAGUGAAACUUGGCACCGCGGCUUUAUAAAAAACAAAUUAAUAAUUAAUUAUCUGUGAAGUUUCUGAAUUGCAGUUGAAAACGAAAUACAUGCUCAUCGCUGGCAGGCAGCAUGUAGAGGCGCGCUAUACACACACAGCUACAUAUGCAUUCGACCAAUCCACAAAGUUUACUAGGGUGCUGCAGUAGGGUUACAGCUUCACAAUUAUUCGUCCAUCUGCUCGUUCGUUUCAAACACGCCAAGCGGAGCGUGAAACUGAAAUAAGGAGUACCAGAACUGUGCAUUCUUAUAGAAUGAGGCGCAUGAAUAACUUAAUAACACUUUUUACCGCAAUGGUAGCUUUUUUCUUCGGCUGCUUUCUCAGCAGUAUGCUGAAUAACGUCGAAAAGUGUUUGACACAUAAAAGCGGUAUAAGUAGAAUGGAGCCGCAUCCGGAUAUCUUUCUAAUGAUAUUGGUGGCAACGGCACCACAAAAUGUUAAUCGGCGACAAAAAAUUCGACAAACAUGGUUGCGUCUUGGUCAACCACUGGAAAUGCCUUACUAUCCUGAAGAUUUGAUUUAUCUACCGAAAUAUACAGAGAGUGGUCAUUUGCAAAUGGAGAGUGUAUCAGAUCAAUCGAAUCGUUUGACUGCAUAUCUUAAUUGGUUCGAUAACAACCUAAAUAAUGCAGAAUCAACACGACGACUUUUAAGAGUAAAACAUUUUUUUGCCGUUGGCACGGACGGAAUGCCAGCCGGAUUGCGUGCAGAGUUGGACAGAGAGCAGAGCCUGUAUGGUGAUAUGCUGCUUUUGCCGCGUUUACGAGAUAACUUCGAAAAUUUAACUGAAAAGAUGCUGCACUCCAUAGAAGUGCUUACAAAUCACUAUGAAUUCAGUUAUCUACUUAAAUCAGAUGACGAUACAUAUGUGAAGUUGGACAUUUUGCUUAAUGAACUCGUGUCAUAUGACCGUAAAUUAGUGCGUAAGAGCAAAGAGUAUAAUGGACACCCUUUGCCAGCUCUAUAUUGGGGUUACUUUCUCGGUAGGGCGAAUGUGAAAACGAAGGGAAAAUGGGGUGAUCCAAAUUACCAUUUAUCUACGCAUUAUGUAACAUAUGCCAUGGGUGGUGGAUAUGUCAUUUCACAUAAAAUCUGCCUACAUAUUGCAACAAAUACACAACUAUUGUCCGCUUACGCGAAUGAGGAUGUUUCGAUGGGUUUAUGGCUUGCACCACUGCGCUUCGUCUAUCGACGUCACGAUCCACGUUUUGACACACAGUAUAAACCACGUAAAUGUCGACGUUAUCAUAUAGUAUUGCACAAGCUUGAUGUGGAGGAAAUGCAGCAAAUUGAUGACGGUAGUGUGUGUGUAAAAGGCGGAAAGGAAGAUGAAAAGGAGGACGAACAAAGCAAACUUAUACGGCCAUAUUUCUACGAUUGGACGAAGCCGGCCGAGAAAUGCUGUGAUACCGUCGUAAAAUAAGCAGUAAUAAAUAUAAGCGAAUAGUAUUAGCAUUAAUUUUCAAAUACGCACUUAAAAGCACAAUAUAUAAAAGUGCAUACAUUAUUAAGAAAACCCGUGUCUCUAGUGAUUAUUUAAUAAAAAUUAUUUACUAAAUAUUAUGAAUGAAUAAAGACAAACAGAAACAAUAGUAAAUAAUAUGA
This is a messenger RNA of Anastrepha ludens (Mexican fruit fly), 1679 nucleotides long. It is a transcript of the gene beta3GalTII, whose product is annotated as beta-1,3-galactosyltransferase 6. Lineage: Eukaryota; Metazoa; Arthropoda; Insecta; Diptera; Tephritidae. The coding region runs from base 328 to 1497 and encodes 389 amino acids. Gene Ontology annotation, molecular function: UDP-galactosyltransferase activity. Gene Ontology annotation, biological process: glycosaminoglycan biosynthetic process. Gene Ontology annotation, cellular component: membrane. The transcript is spliced from 2 exons. The record is from RefSeq and is a predicted model, not a curated record.